Messenger RNA from Linum tenue, 378 nucleotides. NCBI's taxonomy places the organism in Eukaryota, Viridiplantae, Streptophyta, Magnoliopsida, Malpighiales, Linaceae. The record is from the annotation of a GenBank genome assembly.
AUGGCGUCGGCAGCAGCAGCAGCAGCAGCUGUAACUGGCGCGGUGGUGACCAUCGGAAACUGCAACACCGCCCAACAGACGAAAAGCACCACCAAGAUGGUUUCCAUUGGAGGGCUCAACUCCUACGGAGGGCUGAAGGCUCACAACAGCGUGGCUGCUCUGGGCCAGUCCGUUUGCGCCGAUCAGGGCUUCGCCAAGAUUGUCAGCUCCAUGAGGAAAAGCGGCGGCGGCAACGGCGGCGGUGCUCUGUCUGCUAAGUGCAGCAGAGUUGAUGAGAUCUUCCAGAUUGCUGCAAUUAUGAAUGGUCUCACCUUGGUUGGAGUCGCUAUGGGGUUCGUCCUUCUUCGAAUCGAAGCUGCCGUCGAGGAAUCGGAAUGA